AUGAAAUUUAUUGUUCCCAAUACUUCUGCUGGAAUGGUGAUUGGUAAAAAUGGGACAAGCAUUAAAGAAAUUAGAGAAACUACAACAGCAAAUAUUCAAAUUUACCCAAAAGCUGGGACUGAAGAAGCUAAAAUGUCUUUAGAACGUGUAAUAACAAUUGGACAUGAAACUAAUGACGUUUUGAUGAGUGCAAUGCAAAAAGUUUUAGAAAGAGUUUGUGCUGAUCCUUUACAUUCGCAACCAAUUACGUCUGAAUCUCAAAAUGUAAGUUCUGGAUAUGAUUUUGCUACUAGUCGUGUUACUACAGGAGCAUCUCAAUUUGCUGGAAUGCAAUCAACUCCAGCUUGGCAAAAUCAGACUUCGAUUGAUCAAAAACUUGGCAACCAAUUCAAUUCAAAUUCUAUUAAAUUCAAUCCUUUACAAGGGACUGGAAAUAAUGAGUUAUUGGCAUUUUUGGACAAUUUACAAUCAACUUUGCGUUCUUCUGGUUUUAAUGAUCAAAGCGUUAGUGAAGUAAUGCAGGCUAUGCAAGUGCUUGCCAAAUAUAAUAUUAUGGUUUGUUUUUGA
Molecule: messenger RNA, 567 nt
Organism: Meloidogyne enterolobii
Lineage: Eukaryota; Metazoa; Nematoda; Chromadorea; Rhabditida; Meloidogynidae
Source: the annotation of a GenBank genome assembly